Messenger RNA from Seminavis robusta, 1608 nucleotides. The record is from the annotation of a GenBank genome assembly. NCBI's taxonomy places the organism in Eukaryota, Bacillariophyta, Bacillariophyceae, Naviculales, Naviculaceae.
AUGGACCCACAGGAUGACACCAUUUUUGCCUUGUCGUCGGGUGGUGGUGGCGGUGCCCGUCAAUAUCAGGCCACAGCACUGGCCGUCAUUCGCAUCUCGGGACCCCAAGCUCUCUCCACACUUCAAUCCAUGCUAUUGCGUCCCAACAAAAGAACCAUUGUGCCACGACAAGCCACACUCUGCAAACUCUAUACACCUAUUACCAACAAUAACCAAAAUACACCAAGAGUCGUAUUGGAUCAAGCAUUGGUGCUCUAUUUUCCCCAACCACACUCGUUUACGGGAGACGACGUGGUCGAAUUGCAUUGUCACGGGAGUCGCGCCGUGGUGACGGAUCUUCUCGACACCCUUGCUCACUUGCCGGGCCAUCGCAUGGCCGAACCGGGAGAAUUCACGCAACGGGCGUUUGCGAAAGGCAAAUUGGACCUCUUGCAAGUCGAAGCCCUCGCGGAUUUGUUGACGGCCGAUACAUCGCGCCAACGACAACAAGCAUUGACCCAAUUGGACGGGACGCUGUCGGACUGUUACACAUCCUGGCGCCACAUGCUCAUUGGUGGAUUGGCCCAUGCCGAAGCGGUCAUUGAUUUUGGGGAUGAUGAAGCCUUGAUAGAAGAUGACACACAAGCAGAACAAGAAGAAGGUGACAUGCUGUUAAUGACAGAAGAUGUGCAACAAUGGAACAUUUGGGGCAAUGUUCGAGUACAAAUGGCAGAAUUACGUCGUGCCAUGGAAUAUCAGCUGCAAGACAGUCGGAGAGGAGAAUUGGUCCGCGAAGGACUGCGCAUUUGUAUUGUGGGACCUCCCAAUGCAGGCAAGAGUUCCCUCUUUAAUGUAUUGGCACAAAAGGAUGCCGCCAUUGUCUCUAAUAUUGCCGGAACGACACGGGAUGUCCUAGAGUUGAGUCUCAAUUUGGCCGGUAUCAAAUGCGUUCUCAGUGAUACAGCCGGAGUGCGAACAUUUACUUCUGACCAAAUUGAACAAGAAGGCAUUGCCCGUGCCAAAAAAGUGGCUCAACAAGCCGAUGUGGUGGUGGCCAUGGUGGAACAGGGAAAUGCCGUGGCGGGGAUGGAAAUAUUAGAGACGGUCUUGAAGGAUUCCGCCGAUGAGGCACUACUGGAGGGUGAUGAACAUGACAGCAGUAGUGUUACAACAACCCACAAACUUGCCUCGGAAAAUGUCUUAUUGGUGCUCAACAAGAUGGAUCUCGUCAAAGACACAAAUGACAACACUGAUCCAUCUUCGACUAACCAAGACAUUCGUACGUUUGGGAUCAGUUGCCAUACCAAUGAGGGUAUUGAUGCGUUCCUGGAGGCAUUGACUCAAACGGUAACCAACCGGAUCAAUGGUGAUACUGCUACAGCACCCAACAACAGUAACAGCGACAAUGAAGGAAGUCUGAUUACACGGGCACGUCAUCGGCAACAUGUACAAGCGGCUGUAGAAGCGCUGCGGCGAUUUGAUCAUCUGAGUCAACAGGGGACCAUGGUGGUAGAUAUGGCGGCGGAGGAAUUACGGCUGGCGGCAUCCGAGCUAGGUCGAGUGACAGGGGCUGUGGAUGUAGAAGACAUUUUGGAUAAGUUGUUCAAGGACUUUUGUAUUGGAAAGUAA